Molecule: messenger RNA, 1661 nt
Organism: Neurospora hispaniola
Lineage: Eukaryota; Fungi; Ascomycota; Sordariomycetes; Sordariales; Sordariaceae
Exons: 2
Coding region: 246-1385 (379 amino acids)
Source: RefSeq, a predicted model, not a curated record
ACUGUUGAUCUUCAACUAACCCUCAUGGCGCCUCACCAACCGUUAACAUCAGAAAUUCUGAUAACAUGGACCGACUUUCCUUUCUUUUUCGUUUUCGUCGACUUUUGCCUUGCCGUUUUGCCUCCAGUUUCUGACCCUUUUCCCCUAUCCGCUCUUUCACACUGUUUUUCACUCUCUGUCAUGUCGCUCUUUUAAACAAACACCAACUAUAUUCUAUCUGACGAUAUCUUGACCAAUCAAUCAAUAUGAAUCCUUCACUUAAUGCCACAAUGAACGACGCUCCUUUCCUUAUCCCACCCACCCGGUUCCUGUUCCAACCUGCCCAUCGACCCAAACACGACAUUGGCACCCUACUAAGUCCAGGUCGUCGAGGACUUGUCGAACUCGUACAACGCGAUCUCACGUGUGCGAGCGACGAAACAACAUGUACACAAGGAAGCUGGUGUUGCGGAUUCGGCUCAACGUGCUCGCUUGAUAACGGCGCCUUUUUCUGUUGCCCUCCGGAGGCUGGCCAAGACGGGUGUGCAAGGGUUUGCGCCACUGGUGAUUUCCAAUGUGGAAAUGUUUGCUGCGCUGACGGGCAAACAUGCAUGGGCGCCGACUCUGGAUCCCCUUACUGUGUGAAUCCUAGCACCACCAGCAACACUUUGAUGAGCAACGUUGCUCUUCCGACAACUCCCACAACAACGGCUUUGAUCAGUUCGACGGUUGCACAAGCAACGCCAACCAUGAUGACAACUCCAUCUUCCUCAGCUUCUACAACAUCAGAUACCUCCAUAUCCGUAUCUUUCAGCGGGAUACCCAUGGCCGCCCAAAUCUCCAUCGGGGUCAUCGUCCCCGUAUUCUGCAUCUUCCUCGUCUUCGGUCUCUGGAUGGUGCUCUUCCGGCGGUCCAAGUCCCGCCGACUCUCAAUGGGAGACGCGCCCGGUGAAUUCCCGCCCCGCUUCCACGUCGUUGCUCCUUCAGACUUGGACCGCCCAUCAAGCUACUACCCGACUACGCCACCACCGGCCUAUACCAAAUCCGCCACCACGCUCGAUUCGACGGUUCCCGCGGCCUCUUCGGCUGCCACUUCGGUGUAUGGUAACGAGUCGCUUUCUCCGGAGCAAGGGAUGGAGAUGUCGACUUUGAGUGUCCCCUUAUCACCGUCGCCCAGGUUGCCGCCGCUGGAUCAGAGGUUGAGUGUGAUGGAUGUGAGGCUGUCGGUGGCGAGCACGACGGUUGGGACGCCGGAGCAUGAGAAUCAGGCUGGACAUUGGCCGGAGGCGGAUGGUAUGCAUCCCGGGUCGCCGGUGGAUCCCUCAAGGGCCACGGUGUAUUAUCCGAGGCAUACGGUCGAUCAGUCGGUCGAUCAUAAUGGUGUGCGCCCGGGGACAGCGCUGUAGUGAGUUGGUGCACGAGGAGAAGGAACAGGAACACCUCGCGUAUAACAACAGGAGGAACGGGGAAUGAAAAUCUACGGUUAAUGAGCUACACAGAGGCUCUUUUUUCUUUAUACGUUUUUAAGCUUCAUGUAUCAAAGAUUUGCAUGUCUUAUGGUGCUGGCGUGGGUGUUGGAAGGAAUGGGAUAAGAUUGGAGCGUUUAUGUAAAGUUAGGAUAUACCCUUAAUGUUUUAUCUCGUCAUUUUGCUCAGUCGUAAAUGUCAAAAAUCGAAGUGGUC